This is a messenger RNA of Hordeum vulgare subsp. vulgare (domesticated barley), 736 nucleotides long. RefSeq lists its product as uncharacterized. NCBI's taxonomy places the organism in Eukaryota, Viridiplantae, Streptophyta, Magnoliopsida, Poales, Poaceae. The transcript has 2 exons. The record is from RefSeq and is a predicted model, not a curated record. Bases 61 to 534 code for a protein of 157 amino acids.
CAUCAUUCACACCUCAGUGCCUCACCAUAGUCCACGCAGUAACACUAAUCAAGAUCGAUCAUGGGGCACCACGUCCGCCGAUUAGUCCUGGUGCUCAUGUUCGCCGCCGCGGCCAUGGCGACUAGCGAAGUGGAGACGACGCGGCCAAUCCCGGACCAGAUGGACCUCCCGCCACUCCCAUCACCGGCCGACAUUCCGGUCACGCCGCCGUGCCUGAACAGCAUAUCCGUGUGCGGUCUCGUCUACCAGGACCCCUCCAAGCUGGCACCGUGCUGCACCGCGGUCAAGAAGCUCUUCGGCAGCGAUCCGGAGUGCAUCUGCGACGGAAUCGCUGAGGCUCAGAAGGUCGCAAAGCAGUCCGGGCUCAACUACACCGUCGACGGCCAGGAGAUGUUCCGCCGGUGCGAGAUGCCUCUCACCAGCUGCAACCCCGAAAAACCAGGAUCACAAAAUAUUGGGAAUGCGGCGCCUAGUGCAAGGACCCUUGGCGUCUUUCAGAUGCUACUUGUCAUCCCACUAUUCUUCAUGUUGUAAGGAUGGAGUGUUCGAGGGCGUCCUUUGCUUAUUUGUUGCAAUUUGUUUCCCUCAUUUUUCACUAUUUUGUAGUCUCAUUUAUUUUGUAUGACCGUGUAUAUCAUGAAGCAAUCAAUAAAAACUGAUGAGUGGUUUAUUCAUUUCAAAAUCCCCCUUCAUGCUCCAAUUAUUUGUCCACGAGGGAUGAUGAAUAAAAUGUAGC